UGUAAUUGUGACUAGAAAACUGUCUGUAGUGAGAAUUAUUUGAUAGAAAAUGGGUCCAAAUCCAGAAGAACAAAUGAUGGAGGAAUCAAUUUUGUAUGAACUUUUAGAAUAUUUUGUUAAAAAACAAGAACCAGAAGUGAUUAAAUGUAAAAACGAUGGGGUAAUUUUGCCAACGGGAACAAUAAAGAAUGCUCUACGUUAUUUAAAUAAUCGAUAUUCUUUGCCAGAAAGUAUAUCUCAACAAGUUAGUUUCACACUAUCUUGGAAAUUCGCUAUUGGUGACAAUGGGCGAAUUUUAGCAAUUUUACAAGAAAACAUAAUCGAAAUAAGAAAACUUAAGGAUGAGUAUUUAUCAGUUACAGGAAAAAUAUCAGUGCCAAAAGACGCAUUUCCUCAGUGGCGAAAAAUUACCUGGAGUCCCGAUGGACAAAUAUUAGUUUUAGCCUCAAGCAAUGGUCACUUAUCGUUUUACAAUUCAUUGGGAAAUAAUAUUUUUAAUAUUAAUCCAAAAACAGAUUCGCCAAAUCCUCAUAUUUUAGAAGCAGGCGAUUCAAUAGCUUCCACAAUAUUUAAAAAGCCACGAAUUCAAAGUGAUAUUUGGGAAUAUGAAUUUAUCAGUAUAUCCUACAGUGGUUUAUUAAAAUCCUAUUAUAUCUCGUCGUCAAAUAAUUUCGAGGCUAAUCAUGAAUUUUCAUUUGGAAAUUUUUAUCGAAAUGGCCUCAAUGCUGUCGUUUAUAGCGAAAAAUACGAUCUUCUGUUUGUCGCUGGCAAUACGAUUAAUCGCAAUUUGACAUGUACUGCUUUAGAAGUCGGAUUAUCGUCAUGGCGUUUUUUGAACGAUCAUCCUUACUACAAAUUAUCAUUCUCCUUUGAAGAACAAACACUCAUUAAACCUGUAUUUUCAAUUUGGAACUAUAUGCCUUCGAUUAGAAAUCAGGCGCAAUCGAUAAUAUUUAAAUUGAGCAUUUCUCCCACUAGUCAACAUUUGGUAUGUUUACAUACCGAUGGUUGCAUUUCACUUUGGAAUUUGCCAACUCUUAAACUUGAAAAUAUGUGGAAACUAAAUGAACAACCGGAAUACAAUUUAACGAAUCCUUUGGAGACGAUUAAAUUUAAGAAAUUUCCCCUUGGCCUCUCGGAAUUUCAUCCCAUGGAUUUGGGCUGGUGGUCAGAUCAGACUAUCAUAAUCGCAAGAUAUUCAGGUUCUGUUUCGGUUUGUUCGAUUAAAAAUCUGAAAAAUCUCUUGGGAACGAGUCCCGAAUUUUUGUACGGACAACCACAAGUUUCUGAAUUAAACGCCGGCCGAGGGUUUUUGUGUUUAGACUGUGAGGUAUUUAUUACGAGCACAAAAAGAAGUCGCGAAUCGUCAAUUGGUGGACAAUCAGACGUAUCGUCUGACAGUGAAAAAGACGACUACGAGGCAGAAGCGAACACAAUUUUAAAUUACACCACUCGAUUGGUGCAGAAUACACUCUAUUCAAUGACGGACAUUGAAAAAUUUCAACCAAAAAGAAAGAAAUCAAAAAUCUUUCACAGAACUUAUAGAAUAUUGGGAAUUAAGAGUACAACGCCCGAGGAAUUGUAUUCUAGAAAAAUUGAAAACGAGGACUAUGAGGAGGCAUUGUCUCUAGCGAAAACUUACAAUUUAGAUACAGAUCUCGUUUAUCAAACUCAAUGGAGAAAAUCGGAAUUCUCUCUAAACGCAAUUUCAGAUCAUUUAGCGAAGGUCAGCAAAAGAUCUUGGGUUUUAAAUGAAUGUAAAACUCGAGUUCCCGAUAAUUUUGAAGCUGCGAGAGAAUUACUUAAAUUUGGAUUACGAGGUGCAAAUUUGGAGACUUUAAUCGCUAUUGGCAAUGAUGAUGAUGAUGGAAGGUUUAAAUCUUUUGAAACUAAUGAUGACAACGACGACGACGACGACGAUAUUAAUUUUGAUGAAAGUCUCACUUUAAAACAGAUUCAAAGAAUAAACAAAUAUUUGGAGCAAGUGGACUUUGAAAAUUUAUCGGAACCCCAAAAAGAACUCAUAAAAACCAGAAAAAAGCUUCUAGAUCUUUUGGACAAAUUAACAACCUAUGAAAAUAUUCUCGAGUCACAAACGGAAUACGAUAAAGUAUUCUAUGAAGAAUUUCGUCAACUCUCACCACUUGAAAACGCAAUUGGAUUCGCCAAAGAAUGUAAUUGCAAAGGAGUUGAAGUUAUGUUCACGUAUUAUGGAUCGAAAUUAAUACCCCAUUGGCUAGCAAUUUUGAGUUUUUUCCCUGAAACUUUCAGUCCAUUUUCAUAUGAAGAUCUACUGCCAAAAUGCGAUGAAGAAGGCAAAUUAUUUCUGCUCUUUCAAAGAAAAUUACGUGAAAUUGAUUGGGUCGAGAGAAGCGAAUUUUCUCAUCUCUUGAAAAUCGACAACGACUACGAGACCUCAAUUAUUUAUGAAUUGUGCCCUUCAUUGGUUCCCUACAGAAGUACGGAUUUGAGUCCAGAUUUACUGACAAAAUGGUACAAAUGGCGAGCUUGUGAAAUCGAAAGACAAUGCGGAAUAGUCGAUUAUGCUCUGGGAUUAAUAAACAUUGGCAAGGAUAGAAAUAUUUUUGGUUUGGAAAAUUUACUUUUUGAAUUAGAAACAUUGGAUGAUCUCGUAUAUAAAGUACGUCUCGAGUUUUUAUCACUGUCUGAAGUGAAAAAAUUGACUGACUUAGAGAAAGUCAAAUUACUGAUGAGCAAAUCGUCAGAAUCAAAGUUUGUCAAUGAUCUAAAGGACAAAGUAUUACCAUUUAUCAAGAGAAAAGAAAAAUAUUUGAAAGGGCAGAGCGACUCGGAAGAAAAUCUCCUUCGUAAAUACAUGAUUCAUAUAAGCAAAUCUGAUUUAAGUUGGCCUGUUAAAUUUUUCCAAUACUUGAAAACAACUCACGACUCGGAUAUAUUGGAAAUUAUAAACGAUAAUGUGACAUUGGCUAUCGAAUGUAUUUAUGCUUGCACCAAUAACGAUAUGUAUGAAGAUGCUAAAAGAAUUCACGAAACUAUUGCAAAACAAGAAUCACCGGAGUCUGUGAAUUUCGAAUUACAAGAAGAAUUGGAAAGAGAAUUGAUAUGUGUGAAAAUUCUCAACACUUACGGUGUUAGUGUUCCAUUCAGUUUUAUUAAUGAAAAUAAAGAGAAUCUAGAAGCCAUUAGAUCACUUCUGAUAAAAAUGUCCGAAGGUUUGAAAAAUCGUAUUCCACCGCCUAUCGAGAAAGCUUGGGCCCAUCUUUUAAAUGACAUGCUCGAGAUGCAGGGAUUAAUUUUUAAAACACUGGACGUGGAAAUUUGUUUUGAAAUUUGUCUAUCAGCACGAUUAAGAUCGGGUGCUAAGACAACUAUUCAAAGUUGUGGCACUCUGAUGGAAGUUAGGAAAAAUGAACAAUCGCUUUUGAAAGUCUCUUAUGAGAAGGCUGUAGAAUUAAUACUGAAUGCGAGUAUUGAAUAUUUUAACAGUGCAAAAAGUCUUCAUGACACGAAUAUGGAAUUGGCAAAAGCUUGUUUACAUCUUAUCGCCGAUGAAAAUCCACGAAUCAAAGAAGAAUACAAUCUUAUUGAUUCGCUGAAAAUUUUGGACGAAUUCAAUACGAAUAUUCUUCCUCUUCAAGUGAGACUUACAAAGGAUAAGAUAAAAUUAAUCGAAACUUGUCUACAAAGUUGGGACACUGCUUAUAAAAAUCGACAAAAAUUACUAAAUCUCGGAAAAUAUUUGCAUAUUCAUCGGAAUAAUGCAAAAUUGAGAGAGGGCAGAAUUUUUCAAUUAAUCGCACAAAAAGCUCUCGAGGUUAAUGACUACAGUGCAUGUGCUUCAUCAGUGGAGAAAAUGAUCGAAGCAAAUUAUGAACCUUCUUGGAAAAUUGCAAGAAGUUUAGGAAAUAGUGAAAAUUUUGAAGAUUUAAAAUUUAGACGACGCUGUUUAACUUUCACCCUAAUUCAUGGAACGCCAGAUAUUUUGGAAGAUACAAUGAAAUACUUGAAUUUAUUAGAAAUACAAAUUUUGAAUAAAAGCAUACAAGACUGGAUGCCUGGUGAUAAUGAGGAUUUGGAAAGUACAACUAAAAGUGAUGAUGAAUUCCCGGAACCUGCGCCAAUUCCACAAGUUGAGAAUAAAGAGUUUAUUCCAAAUAUUUUGGGAACUUCAACCGAACUGGUAAUAAGUUCAGCUAAUUUGGUGAAAAAUUCAACUUUUGGAAUACUAAGGAACGCUGGGAAUAAAGAUUUUUGGAAAACUGCACUAAGCUUUAAUUUAACAGGAGGAAAUGAAAAUAUUAUUUCUAAAGAUGAAGUCGAAGAAAUUGUAAACGAUAACAUACAAAGUUUUCCCUGUUUCUAUCAAUCGUUACACAAGAAUUCGAAAUUCAGUAAAUUCGACACGAAAUACACUAAAUAUUCCGAUGACAAUGAAUUUAAUACACGAUUAAAGUUGUGCCAAACUUUAUUGAGAGUUUCCUUAUUGAGCGAAACUGCAUGUUACGGUUUGGAAGUUAGCGACGUUAAUCAUCUGUUUCUUGAAUCUGGAGAAAAGGUAAUAAGCGAGGAUUGCUUAUUGGGUUUAGCGUAUUUAAUGAAUUUGUCCGAGAAUUCAAUGAACGAAGUUGAAGAAAUGUUUGACAAUUUACCGAAUACGGAUUUAAAUGAUCAACUCGCGUUGUAUUAUUUUUCAUUACAACUGUUUAAAAAAAUACAUCCAGAAGAUAAAAAUAUUUUCCUAUACGAUCCACUUGUUUUAAUAAAUGCAAUGUCAAGAGUGGAAAAAUCCGAAAAUCAUCAAGAAUUCAUAACAAUUCUUCAAAAACGAAUUCAUAAAAUAGAAACUAAAAACAUGAAAUAUUCGCCAAAAAUAGAAGAUUCCAUUUCCGAAGAACAAGUUGAUUUUCGAGAAACAAAUUCCCAUUCAAUUGUGAAAAAGAAUAAUUUAAAAGAACUUGAAAAAACUUCCUCAUCACUUUCUGAUAACAAAACAUCGAAGGAAUCUGUUGAAAAUAUUCUAUCUGACAAUCAGGCCGAUAUCGAUAUUUCCACCGAGAAUACAAAAACAUUUAGUCAAAAUUUAACAUAUAAUGCCGAUGACGAUGGCGAUGGAUGGGACGAAUGGGAAAAUGAUGAUUGGGGAGAUUUUCCUGAAGUUAAAGAAACCAAAGAUAAUACAAUGGAUGAAAUUCCCAGUUUACGAAGUGAUACAAUGACAAGUUUAUGCGAAAAUGCAACAACCGAGGAGGAACGUUAUCAAAUUUUCGAAAAAAUGUUCAACGAAAUCGAAAAUAAAUGUCAGUAUGCGGAACUUAAAGAAACCUUAAAACAAUGGCCGGAUUUUAUUGAUAUUGAAAAUAUUUGCGCCGAAAAACAUCCAGUACUAAAAUUACUGGUAAAAGUAAUAGAGUUAAUUGAUAAAAAUAAUAUAAAUUGUGAAAUAUUUCAAGAAAUUAAGGAACUCUUAACGGAUCAAGAAAUAUCGAAAGAGGUACUUUCAACAUUUUUAGACAGGGAAAAAGAAUUGUUAACAAUUGAACAACAAAUUUAUGUAAAAUUGUGUUCCACUGAACAAACUCUUCAUACAGACGCUGUUAAUUUUAUCAAAGAAAAAUAUAAGACACUGAAAUUGACAACUCCAAUUUUAGAAGAAUUGUUUUUCAAAAAUUUAACAGCAUCCUUCAAUCCAUCGCACGAGCUUUACUAUCAAAUAUUGGAAGAAGUUUUUUCAAAUCGAACAAUAUCGGAAAUCGAGAAUAAUAUUAAAUUACUAAUUGAUAGGUUAGUGGAACAAAAAAAUAUUCCACACGCAAUAGCAUUGUUGAAUCAAUUAGAAGGCAUUCCGCCCUCAUUAAGCACAUUUGAUACAUGCCUUCACUUAUUAACGAAAAAAUAAUUUUAAUUUUGGUUUAAAAGAAUUUAUAUUGUAAAAAAGUGGUUUCCCGCCAAUUUUGUUUUCUCAUUUUUGUCGUUAAAAAAAGUUGUGGAAUUUAAUAUAUUUUAUUGUCUAUCGAAUUUCCUUUAAAGUCUAAUGAAACGAGGAAAUCUUGUCGAUUUAAUAUUUAUUGAAAAGAUUUAAUGGCAAAAAUUAGAAGCCAAAUGAUUUUUUCGACAAAAAUAUUGUGUGAAUGUCGCGCCAACGUACAUGUACAUUUUGAGGUUGUGUAUUAUUUGUAUAAAAAUAAACUUUGUUAUAACUUUA
Leptopilina heterotoma is the source of this 6184-nucleotide messenger RNA. RefSeq names its product neuroblastoma-amplified sequence-like. The coding region runs from base 50 to 5878 and encodes 1942 amino acids. Gene Ontology annotation, cellular component: Dsl1/NZR complex; endoplasmic reticulum membrane. The transcript has 18 exons. The record is from RefSeq and is a predicted model, not a curated record. Gene Ontology annotation, biological process: retrograde vesicle-mediated transport, Golgi to endoplasmic reticulum. Gene Ontology annotation, molecular function: SNARE binding. Lineage: Eukaryota; Metazoa; Arthropoda; Insecta; Hymenoptera; Figitidae.